Xyrauchen texanus (razorback sucker) is the source of this 4929-nucleotide messenger RNA. RefSeq names its product D-glucuronyl C5-epimerase B. The coding region runs from base 249 to 2009 and encodes 586 amino acids. Gene Ontology annotation, cellular component: Golgi apparatus. The record is from RefSeq and is a predicted model, not a curated record. Gene Ontology annotation, biological process: heparan sulfate proteoglycan biosynthetic process. Lineage: Eukaryota; Metazoa; Chordata; Actinopteri; Cypriniformes; Catostomidae. The transcript is spliced from 5 exons. Gene Ontology annotation, molecular function: heparosan-N-sulfate-glucuronate 5-epimerase activity.
GAGAGGGUGCGCGACUGACUGCAGGGAGUCGGGAGCAAACGUCUCUCUCUCAAGCGAAGUGCAACCUGUUCUCUUGAGGCUGUUUACGUUAACUUUUAAAGGCCCGUGGAACAGCGUACUUGAAUGUUUCAAUGGUAUGACAGACUACUCUGUGAAGCAGAUCCCUAAAUGAGCUGGUGUAGGGGAGCAAAACUGUGGCAUACAGCACAGUCAGAGAUUCUCUGGUGAAUGGAGCUGGGUAAGCAGUGAUGAUGCGUUGUCUGGCAGCCCGUGUUCACUACAAGACCCUGAUAGUGAUCUGUGCCCUUCUCUCUCUGCUAACGGUUGUUCUGUGGAACAAGUGCACAAGUGAGAAGGCACUCCGCUUCCUCCCCCGGCACCCCCAGACCCCUCCCAGCCCUAAAAUAGACAGCCACCCGCAACAACCCCAGCCCCCCGAACCACCACCUGUGGUCGGUGGAGUACGCUAUGAAGAGAUCGACUGCCUGAUCAAUGAGGAUACCACCAUUAAGGGCCGUCGAGAGGGCAGUGAGGUGUACCUGCCUUUCAACUGGAUGGAGAAGUACUUUGAGGUAUACGGGAAGGUGGUACAGUACGACGGCUACGAUCGAUUUGAGUUUUCUCAUAGUUACUCCAAAGUAUAUGCCCAUAGAGAACCUUACCACCCCAAUGGAGUCUUCAUGUCCUUUGAGGGGUAUAACGUGGAGGUGCGUGACAGAGUCAAGUGCAUCAGUGGAGUGGAAGGAGUACCGUUGUCCACCCAGUGGGGUCCUCAAGGGUAUUUCUAUGCUAUUCAGAUAGCUCAGUAUGGCCUGAGUCAUUACAGUAAGAACCUGACAGAGCGGCCACCCCAUGUGGAGGUGUAUGACACAGCGGAGGACAGAGACAGCAGCUCUAGCGUGUGGACUGUCCCUAAGGGCUGUGCUCUCACCCGAGUCUAUGACAAGACCAGAGCCACAUCAGUGCGACAGUUCAGCGCUCCAGAAAACUCAGAGGGUAUCUCUCUUCCACUUGGCAACAUGAAAGAUUUCAUCAUCUCGUUUGACCUGAAGUUUACAUCGAAUGGUAGCAUCUCUGUUGUCUUGGAGACAACAGAGAAAGGGCCUCCAUUCAUUAUCCACUAUAUCACCACUACUCGGCUUAUUUCGUUCAAGGAUCGUGACAUCACCUAUGGCAUUGGCCCUCGGACUGCAUGGUCUAUGGUCACCCGUGACCUUCUCACUGACCUCCGCAAAGGCAUUGGCCUCUCCAACACCAAAGCGGUGAAAGCCACCAAGACCAUGCCUCGGCGUGUUGUAAAGGUAGUGCUACACGGCCAUGGAGCAAUAGACAACAUCACAAUUGCCACCACUUCACAUAUGACAGCAUUUUUUGCUGCCAGUGAUUGGUUGGUGCGCAACCAGGACGAGCGUGGUGGUUGGCCAAUCAUGGUGACUCGUAAAGUUGGUGAAGGUUUUCGUGCACUGGAGCCUGGUUGGUAUUCUGCCAUGGCACAAGGGCAGGCCAUGUCUACUUUAGUGCGCGCCUAUCUGAUGACAAAAGAUGAUACGUACCUGAAGUCUGCCCUUCAUGCCACUGGACCUUUCAAACUGCCCUCAGAGCAGCACGGAGUCAAAGCUAUGUUCAUGAAUAAAUAUGACUGGUAUGAGGAAUAUCCCACAAUCCCUAGCUCCUUCGUACUGAAUGGGUUCAUCUAUUCCCUCAUAGGCCUGUAUGACCUGGCACAAACAGCGGGUGAGAAACUUGGUCGGGACGCAGGUCAGCUGUACAGCAAGGGGAUGGAGUCCCUUAAAGUGAUGUUGCCCCUGUACGAUACAGGGUCGGGAACCAUAUAUGAUCUGCGGCACUUUAUACUGGGCACAGCGCCCAACCUGGCUCGCUGGGACUACCAUACAACGCACAUCAACCAGCUCCAGCUGCUGGACUCUAUUGACAACUCUCCCAUCUUCAAGGACUUCAUCAAGCGCUGGAAAAGUUACCUGAAAGGAGGGAAGGCCAAGCACAACUAGAGCACAGGAGGCCACUAAAAUCUCUUCAAGCUCUCAAAUCCUCUUCAUGACUGCCGCCGUGAGGACCAGAGGAGGUCAAGUGUAAAGCUGCUAGCAGCAAUCUGCUGCAGUUUCUAGCUAGGAGAAAAAAAAUUACUGAACUCUCUAGUAGCCCUCUGAUUUUCUGCUUGAGACCGUAAUUGCAGUGCUUUUGUUUGUGCUGAGGUUUUAAUUAGGAACAAACGCAGCUGCUUGCAGCAUGUGUCUGGAUGAGGAGGAGGAUGCGCUUUGGUUAUUUAAUUAUCAGAGCUCCAGAUCUACAGGUUUGAGUGAGAGAGGCGUCUGCUGAGAUUUUCCACAUUUGGGCACACUACAGUCAAAAAGAUGGAUCGCAAAGCAGCUUUCAGAACCUUCUUCCAAAGUAAAGCUCAGAAAAUAAUUAGUCACCAGAUGGGAAAAAUGGUUAAAAAUAAGCAGUUGAAAAGAUUGUAGACAGUGAGAAAAAAACUUAAGCUGCUGUAGAUUCAAGUUAUUUAAGUUCAUAGCCCAAAAGCAUAAUACUAAUACAUACAAGCUAUAGAAAAAAAAUGCUGAAAACGUCCACAAGUGUAGCAUAAUUAUAUGUCAAAGAGCAGUUAAGGUUUACUUAGUCAAUUUGACAUUGGAAGGAAACACGACACCUUAUAAGGCCACACACUAUGAUUAAUUGUACAGCCUUCAGUCUGCAUAUCAUGGUCCUUUGCCAAGUCAAACCCUCACCACAAUCAGAUUGGGCUGUUAUUAAUGUGGUCCAGGCCUGCCCAUAAUGCACUUAAAGCUUUAGUGAGGUUAUAGGUCUCUUGCUUAAUGCUUACAGCAAAUUUCAGGAAACAUAAAUGUUGUUCUUAAGAAGUACACCCUGACACCACUGUACUAGACUAAUAAAGGUGAGAUCAGCACAGUUCGGUUUCUUUGAGUAUUUUAAGGAACCCAAAAUGGUUUUGUAGGCCAUAGUGUUCGCUCCUGUAAUCAAGAUGUCAAACCUCAGUUGAAUUGUACUACAUAUAAAUUAUUCAUGCACUUUACUUGUGUGGCAUGUGUUUGGUGAGGAUGCCUUUUUUAGAACCAUUUGUGAUUUGAAUUAGGAUUUAAAUCCUAACACCAAUUCAUUAUUUAAUUUCUGCAUCUCGUGAUUUGAUGACAAUUAACCAUUUUUAAGGGAAUUUUCUGAUUCCAAGCAUACUGUAGCUAUUUCCUCUCUUUACCAACAUGUUUUAUUAAACAAGCUAUAUUCAUUUAAACAUAUUAUUUUAGGACAACUGGUGAAUGUCAACCAACAUAAGUGAGUAGAUUAUGUCAAGCAAAAGAGUGAGAUUAUUUACUCUCACACUCGGUCGAAUGUCUUGUGUCUCAGCCAAACAAAAGAGUCUCAAAAAAGGAAAUGUGUUUUUCAUGUAUUAAAAGCUAAAAUGGUCCCUACAUUUAUCAUGUUAUUCAAAAAAUGUCUUCCCACAUUGAAAAUCCCAUCCCUGACUAGUGUACCCAAGUGUUUGGAGUGCCUAGAGACUGACAUAAUUUGAGUUUAGAAGUGUUUUGGCCAUUUCACUUCCUGAUGUUUCUCAGAGGUAUCGCUACUUCACCUCGGCAGUAAAACCUCCACCUGGCUGAGUCCUGUCUGUUCAAAUCUCACCUAACCACAGCGACUAAAUGCAGAGAUACUCAUUAUCUGACAACCUGCUGUUCAGAACCCUCUUAAGCAGAUGUUCACAUUACAGUGUGGGCUUUGGGCUUUUGGCUUUAGAUAUUAAUAAAUGGCAAGCAGUCGGAGUUGAAAAAAUGUGAUAUUUAUAAAUGUUUGACUUCAAAGCGAUUGGUUGGUUUAUGUUUGUUUGGUAGAGAUAGCAUUUUGAGGCUGUGGGCUAUUCUCAGUGCUUCAGCCCUGGGGAUUAUCUCCGUGUUAACCCAUUUUCAGUUUAAAAAUCUUUUGUUUUCCCAUGAAAGCUAGGUUGCUGCUAGUUUUCACUGACCUCACAAAUAACACUAUGCACAUUUCAUACUUGUCACUUAAUAGGUUGACAAAAGUAUGUUACAAGGGAAAAUGGCAUUAACAUGCAUCACUGUAGAAAGCCUACAUUUUGUUUAUACCAAAGUCUUUAAAGUCAUUUUUCCCCCCUGUUUUGUUUCUGUAUUGUUGUAUAUGGAAGACAAUGGAGUAUUUGUAUUGGUAUUUCUUUUUUGAAAAGGUGAUUGACAGAAUGUUUUUGGGUAGUAUAUAUGCCUUCCUCCUCUGAGGAAAUGCCUUUUGAUACUGUUAUUUUUUGAGACUAAGAUUUCUAUAAUAUAACAUGUGUAGAGAAGGGAACAGGGAAUACUAUUGAUUGCCACUAUCAAUGGGGAUGUGUGCAACUAUAUAUAGAGCACGUGCUCAGUGCUAGAUAUUUUAAAUGGGAAAAGUGAGACUCGGAACAGCAGAUCUGUUCUUGGAAGCCUUGUUUCAAAGCAGCCUCCUCUGAGUUGGGUUUUGACAAACCUUGUUGUUUCCAUUUGAGUGAACUCCUUGAAGUAAGCAACAUUAAAGCACAAAAAUAGUUUCUUUAGUUAAUUUAUUGUCAUCUUUUGUUGUGGUUUCAUUAAUAUUUCUCCUCUGGACAAUGUACAAAGCAUUCCUCUGAAAGCUGCUGCAGUUUAGAAUUGUAAAACUGUAGAGUUGUGGUUGAUCACCCCUUCCCCUUUUUUUUGUUUGUUCUUUUUCAUGAAUGGGUUUUUGACAUGUGAGUUGUUUAAUGUGUAUGCAAUAAAUGGUUGAACUUGAUCGCAACAGCUACACACCCAGAGGUUGUACAGACUUUAUAGUGGAAGCACAAUGUGCACAUGCGACCAUUUGUAUGCAGGACAAAUGUUUAUUAAAGUCUUUGUGCUAUAAAUUGCUUUUUAAAAUUCUAUAAAUAAAUGCAUUUCUUUU